GGGGAAGCAAGCAAAUGUCUUUCUCAAAAAAAAAAAAAAAAAAAUAAAUAAAUGAUUUGCAAUGAGAUGAAAUCAGCAGUUUCCAAUUGGCUGACAAUUGGCUGAUAUGAGAACAAAAACGUUAGGCCUCCCAGAUGGGGAACAGCCAUCGACAAUGAAUCAGAUUAAUUCAAAAAGUUUACUUGAGUCGAGCUGUUCCAAUUGUAAUCGGACACAUAUUUGUUUUUAAGCAAUGAACGUAAGCCGGGGUACUGAAUCAAUAUGGUCUGAAUUUCGAGAAAUUAAAUACUCAACGCCGAAAAGUAUGGCGAAUACAGGAGUAAGGGAGAAACUAAUUGCUAUGUUGAUUUUCUGCCUAGGAAGCUUUCUGUUUGGAAUGCUUCCAGCUACGAUAUCUCGAACGAAUCGACAAAGAUUUCCACUAACAAUGUCGUUGAUGCUGUGCUUUGGAGGCGGAGUUCUAUUGGCAACUUCAUUGAUCCACAUUUUACCCGAUGUUCGCGAUGCAAUGGCUUCAAAUUGGGCUGAGAUUACCUUCUGUGGUGGAUUUCUGUUGAUUUAUUUUGUGGACGAAGUACUUCACUAUUUUCUUAUUGGAACUCCCCAGCCACAAUUGGUGGAUGCCAGAUCCAGCAUCACCAGCAGCAGUUAUGGAACUAUUAACAAUGAAUCAAAUGCUUUGCUGCCCAAUGCUCCCAAUCAAAAUAUUGAUAGCAUCAAUGCUUCGACGCACCAGAGCGAGAAUCAUACUAAAUUUCACUCAAUAUCAACCAUAGGCCUAAUUGUCGCCUUAUCAGUACACUCAACAAUCGAAGGAAUAGCAAUCGGCGUUCAGAACACACCUUCGGAAGUGCUGUUUCUUAUGGGAGCAGUUGCAUGCCACAAAUUCGUAAUGGCAUUUUGCUUGGGUCUUCAAAUGAUAUCUAACCUAUCGGGAAAUGUAAAAGGUCAUCUUAUUGGUAUAUCCGUAUUUGGUUUUGGUGCUGCAGUUGGUAUUGGUCUGGGCAUGCUUUUGGUAGACAUUCCAAGUUUGGUGUUGUCGGUCACUGCCCUGUCCAUUAUACAGGGUAUUGCAGGAGGCACGCUGCUUUACGUGACCGUAUGUGAGAUAAUUCCACGAGAGAAAGUUUCAGCACAUAAAAAUUCACGACGAAAAAUAGCUGGAAUCGCUCAAUUCCUAGCUCUUAUGUUGGGAUUUUCUCUAAUGGUUUUAAUCAAUUUCUAUUUCGAUGCAUAAUAUAUACUCGAAAAUGGUGCUAACCUGUAUUUAGAAAAAAAAGUAAGGUAGUGCAAAUUUAAUUUUUAAAUGCUUACAAUGUAAAUAAAC
Messenger RNA from Stomoxys calcitrans (stable fly), 1327 nucleotides. Its product is annotated as zinc transporter ZIP1-like. Gene Ontology annotation, cellular component: plasma membrane. Bases 233 to 1237 code for a protein of 334 amino acids. Gene Ontology annotation, biological process: zinc ion transmembrane transport. The record is from RefSeq and is a predicted model, not a curated record. Gene Ontology annotation, molecular function: zinc ion transmembrane transporter activity. Lineage: Eukaryota; Metazoa; Arthropoda; Insecta; Diptera; Muscidae. The transcript has a single exon.